CCUCGAAGUUUCAAGGCACAAAGUCUUCAGUCUUGGACGACAUUAGACCGGGUCACGUCUCGAACAAAAUCUGCCGCUCGCUAGAAGCUAUUGGGUUUCAUGCUUGUGGUGAGAUUUUCCAUAUGGCCUUGUUUACGGGUUGACGACACCACCGUUCAGAUACCUGCUCACGCCAGGGAGGGUGGAUUCUUAAGGACAGACUGCUCCGAGCGUCAAUUAUCCUCAACAUGUCAGGCGGUGUAGACUUGCUGAAGCUGUCUAACCUCGCAUCAGCGCAAAACGCUACAGAUGCAGCUGUCCAAAAAGCACAUUACUCUCCACCAUGGGCUGACCUGAGCAUUGUUGGUGUGGCGGGCUCUUCAGGCUCUGGUAAGACCAGUUUGGCUGUGGAAAUCAUCAAGUCUCUCAACUUGCCUUGGGUCAUCAUCUUGUCGAUCGAUUCGUUCUACAAGUCUCUAACAGCUGAGCAAAAUGCUCUGGCACACCUCAAUGAGUAUGAUUUGGACUCUCCAAACUCCAUUGACUUCGACCUGCUGGUGGAGAAGCUACAUGACCUGAAGCAAGGGAAGAGGACCGACAUACCAAUCUAUUCGUUCCAGGAGCAUCAGCGACUCGAGAAAACCGUCUCAAUUUAUUCCCCGCAUGUGAUCCUUCUCGAAGGUAUCCUGGCUCUGAAUGACCCUAGAGUACUUGAGCUACUCGAUAUGAAGAUUUAUGUGGAAGCAGACGCAGAUGUGUGCCUAUCGAGGCGCAUCGUUCGUGAUGUGAGGGAACGAGGUCGAACCAUUGAAGGCACCGUCAAGCAAUGGUUCCGAUACGUCAAGCCAGUCUUCCAACGCUAUGUCGAACCACAACGAGAGGUCGCUGACCUCAUCGUCCCUAGAGGGAUGCAGAACAAAAUGGCAAUACAAAUGAUCGUCAACCAGAUACGACAGACGCUGAAAGAAAAGUCCAUCAGACACAACGCGGAACUGGAAAGAUUAGGCCAGCAACUUGAGGACUUUACACUCUCGGAGAACGCUAUUAUUCUUGAUGGGAAGCCCCAGAUCACGGGCAUCUCAACAAUCCUACGGAACCCAAUCACCUCCCACCUUGACUUCAUCUUCUAUUUUGACAGACUUACAGCUCUUUUGAUCGAGAAAGCCCUCGAUUGCCAUAAUUACGUUUCCACUGAGGUGACGACGCCUGAAGGCUACACUUAUAGUGGACUGAGAUCUGCUGGGAAGGUGUCCGCAGUUGUUAUUUUGCGUGGUGGGAGCUGCAUGGAAACUGGCCUCAAACGUACUAUUCCAGAUUGCUUGACUGGUCGGUUGCUGAUCCAGUCCAAUUAUCGUACUGGAGAACCAGAAUUGCACUAUCUGAAAUUGUUUCCAGAUCUGGCCGAACAUGAAACAGUCAUGCUCCUCGACCCUCAAAUGUCGAGUGGAGGGGCUGCACUUAUGGCAGUCAAAGUAUUGGUUGACCAUGGGGUAUGCGAGGCAAGGAUAGUCUUUGUCACAUUCAUGGCUGGCAGGAGAGGUCUUAAGAGGUUAAUGUCAGUCUUUCCCAAGAUCAAGGUAGUCGCCGCGAAUAUUGUCGAAGAUGGUGAGAAGAGGUGGCUGGAGGAAAGAUAUUUCGGUUGUUGAGUGUUCAAGAUUUCCGCGACUUGCAUGAAGCAUGGGACGAGACGACUUGAUUCAACCGUUCUCAGCAACAGCUUCACCGUCGUCCCACUUACUGAUGUUGGCGAGUGGAAAACCUCGUUGACUUGAGGCCAACCUUGUUUCAGAGCUUCCAAGUCUCAAAAAGUUGCAAGCGAGGCUUUGAUGCAAAGGGCUGAGGCAUUCAAGCCCCAAGCAGCCGACAAGCAAACCUGACAAUAUUGUUAUGGCACCAUGCAGCCACGCUAGACCACAGAAAGCGGUACACCGAUUGCCCCGGAAAUGACAGCUGUCUCCUCAACGCUCGUGGUCUCGAAAGUGCAAGCCUUCCGCUCUCUGUCCAACCAUCUGGUCACGGGGCUAGCGACGAGGAUGUCCUUCCUUACGGCUUCGGUUAUGUACAAGGAAGUGAAUAUACGUACAUGGCUGCACCAUGAGGAGGUCGGGGGUGGUGAUAGAAUCAACUGCAGUGACGGUGACGAUGUUGAAGGCAGACGGACAGCGGCAGAAGCCAAACAUACACGCACCUGAAAGCGUCGAUGCUGCAGGAAGUUCAUACAGUGUUGAUGGGCACAAAUAUAGGAUACUAAAUCAAUCUUCCUGCAUACAGGUACUCUAGAC
Messenger RNA from Exophiala xenobiotica, 2261 nucleotides. Its product is annotated as uridine kinase. NCBI's taxonomy places the organism in Eukaryota, Fungi, Ascomycota, Eurotiomycetes, Chaetothyriales, Herpotrichiellaceae. Bases 228 to 1625 code for a protein of 465 amino acids. The transcript has a single exon. Gene Ontology annotation, molecular function: ATP binding; kinase activity. The record is from RefSeq and is a predicted model, not a curated record. Gene Ontology annotation, cellular component: cytoplasm.